UCACUUUACAGAGACUUUGGGAAAAAAUGAGCUGCAUUAAAAAAAAAGAGAAGUAUCAGUUGAGAUGAAUGUGAUUGAAGUUAAUUUUUUAGACUUUUGUGGUGCUACAGGUUCGUCCUUGCUCUAAAUGAGCCCGCGGUGUCCGGACACCUCAAACUACAACACGUGGAUUCAUCGCUGCUUGGACAUUUUUCCGGAUUCGACGGAGGAACCGAGGGAGCCGAGUGGUUUCAAAUUCAUCACGUCCAGCUCAAAGUCAACUGCUCUCCACAUGGAGUAUCUGCCGGAUAAAAACUCCAGCUACAAAGACGUCGCCUACUGGGAUGACAGGUACCGGACGGAGGAGCACUAUGAUUGGUUGGGCAGCUUCUCCAGUUUCAAGCACCUCCUGGAAAAAAUCAUCAAGAAAGAAGAUUCCAUCCUUAUACUGGGUUGUGGAAACAGCAGUUUGGGCGGAGACAUGUACGGUGCCGGCUACCAUGCGAUUACCAACAUAGACUACUCCUCGGUUUGCAUCAGCGCUAUGAGUGCCAGGUACAGCAGUUGUCCUGGUAUGACCUGGCAUCAUAUGGAUGUUCGUCAACUCUCCUUUGGCGAUGCAUCCUUUGAUGUUAUCCUUGAGAAGGCGACGCUGGAUGCCAUCAUGGUUGAGGAGAAAUCACCAUGGGAGGUCUCUCCUGAAACUUCAUCCUUCAUUCAUCAAGCUCUCAUGGAGAUAAGUCGUUGCUUGAAACCCGGAGGCUGCUUCGUCUCCAUUACGUUCGCGCAGCCCUUCUUCAGGAAACGUCUCUACGCACGCACCGUGUACAACUGGUCCGUCAGACAUGACAGCUAUGGUGAGGGCUUUGAGUAUUUUGUGUACGUAAUGACCAAAGGAGACCAGCUCAGCCCAGAAGAUGCGGCUCUGGAACGGAGGCUUCUGGAGGAACCCAAACCCCAACCCACCAGCUGUCCCACCCCUCAAGACGAAGAGAAUAAUGACUUCCUGUGCAAUAUUAACUUAUGAUGUUGCUGAAAUGUGGACAUUAAUCUCAGGAAUAUUUUAUGUCUUAUCUUACGGAAGCAGAAGCGAAGUGACAUAUUUAUUACUUUCAGUGUUGAAAAUAAUUUUAUCUCAAUUUUUAGUAUUUUUAAUAAUUU
Molecule: messenger RNA, 1140 nt
Organism: Poeciliopsis prolifica (blackstripe livebearer)
Lineage: Eukaryota; Metazoa; Chordata; Actinopteri; Cyprinodontiformes; Poeciliidae
Gene: ece2a
Product: endothelin converting enzyme 2a
Exons: 4
Coding region: 128-1006 (292 amino acids)
Molecular function (GO): S-adenosylmethionine-dependent methyltransferase activity
Source: RefSeq, a predicted model, not a curated record